Messenger RNA from Nerophis ophidion (straightnose pipefish), 2591 nucleotides. RefSeq names its product D-beta-hydroxybutyrate dehydrogenase, mitochondrial-like. The record is from RefSeq and is a predicted model, not a curated record. NCBI's taxonomy places the organism in Eukaryota, Metazoa, Chordata, Actinopteri, Syngnathiformes, Syngnathidae.
UAUAUAUAUAUAUAUACGUCAUUUUAUUUUUAAAGUAUUGAUUUUUUAUCAACUCUUUAUAAAGACGAUUUAAGUCCAUCUAAAUAUUCAUAGAUCAACUUCAGAUCAUAAAGUUGUUAUAUUUUUCAAUGUUUUAUGCCAUUUUUUGAAAUGAAAACCCUGUUGUUUUUUUAGGGGGGGAAAACAAAAUCCUGCAUAAUUAAGUAGUAAUCGGAGACUUAAAUAAGUUAAAAUAGUUAUAACAUUUUUUUUUUAACAAUGACAGUUUGAUCUAAAAGGAACCCACUCACAGGUGUUAACAAUAGGUCAUAGAAAUGUAUUAUUAUUUUUACUUUCAUCGCCUGAGUAUCAACUUCAGUCCAAUCUGAAGUUUUAUUAAUUUUUGAGCGAUAGUAAUUUUAAAGUAAAAAAAAAAUACAAAUAAAUAACAGCUUGAAUGGCAGUUUAGUAUUACACUGAACAGUGCAACAUUUUCUUGUUACAUUUCACCUUGUUUGCUCUUUUAUUCCACUUUUUAUGUAAGACUAUUUCUAAAAUGUGCAAUAGUUGAAAUACUAAAUUUAGAUAACAAAUAUGACAGAUGUCAUUGAAUAAUUAUGUUGCGUUUCCUGGCCACAAUAAAUACUCCAUCGAGGAAAUAAAUCAGGCUUUAAAACGUUUAGAAAUGCUAUGAAUAAGACGAUAAUAUAUCGUGCCGAAUAAACAGUAAAUAAAUAAAGAUACCCAAAUAGACUGGAUGCAUUAGUAGAGUAAAGUAGUAUGGAGCAAUGCCUCAAAGACGACAUGACGCUAAAUACUUCUUUUACAUGUACUUCCGGGUUCGCUCAUCUAUCCAUCCAUCACAUUUUUUACGGCUUGUCCCUUUCAGGAUCUCGUUUUUUUAUAUAAUGCCGAAUUAACAGUAAAUAAAUAAAAAUAUCCUAAGAGAUUGGACGCAUUCGUAGAGCACGGUAGUAAGGAGCAAUGCUUCAAAGACGAAAUGACGCUAAAAUGCUUGUCUUACAAGUACUUCCGGUUUCGCUCUCCUAGUGUUUUUUCCUACUUCCAGCUUGAAAUCCCGCCGAAUUUUCUUAAAAAUAUGGAAGUUUUGUCGUCUGACGAAUAAUCAGCACAAACGUGUCGGUGCAAUAAUUAUAUUAUAAUCAAAUUAUAUAAGGGUCGUAUAUAAUAGGUUGUUUACUUCCGGGGGGCGUGUCGACCCCGUCCCACCCGGCGUGUGCAAAAGUAAACAGAAGCAUUGAGCCGAGAUGGCGCCGCCGGUCGCGCCGCUGACUUUGUCCGUCUCCCUCACCGCCCUGCUGGGCUUCGGACUGCCGGCGCUGCUGGGCGCCGCCACGACGCUGCUGGGGCUGCCGGAGACCAGCGUGACGGAGUGCAUCGUGGCCCUCUAUUUGCUGCUGCUGCUCUGCGUGGCGACGCCGAGACUCCCCAGAGGAGUGCUGGAGGUAACGGGCAGAGGUGUGUUGGUCACGGGCUGUGACAGCGGCUUUGGCCACGCGUUGGCGUUACACCUGCACCAUCUUGGCUUCACCGUCUUUGCAGGAUGCCUACUUAAGGACCAAGGCGGGGCGGGAGCAAAGAAACUGGAGGACUGUCGCUCGUCCCGCAUGAAGGUGCUCCAGCUGGACGUCCGCAGCGAUCAGCAGGUGGUCCACGCCGUGGACUUCAUCCGAGAUCACCUGGGCGAGGCGCAGAGAGGUCUGUGGGCGCUGGUCAACAACGCGGGCGUGUCCGCCUCGGGGGAGGUGGAGUUCACGUCCUUGGAAACCUACAAGCGCGUGUCAGAGGUCAACCUGUGGGGCAGUCGGGUCACCAAAGCGGCGCUGCCGCUAAUUCGUCGGGCUAAAGGCCGCGUGGUGAACAUGUCCAGCUCCGACGCCCGCAUGGGGGACGUCAUGCGCUCGCCCGACUGCGUGUCCAAAUACGGCGUGGAGGCCUUCUCCGACUGCCUGCGCCACGAGAUGAAGCCCUGGGGGGUCAAAGUGUCGCUGGUGGAGCCGGGGAACUUCACCGCCGCCGCGGGACUUCUCACCCGCCACGCCGCGCCCGACAAGCUGUGGGCCGAGGCGCCGGCGGGCGUGCGGGAAGACUACGGCAGAGUCCACUUCCAGCGGCGGGCGGCGCCGGUGCGCUCUUUCCGCGGCGGCGGGCGGACGGACGUGGGUCCUGUGGUGCAGGACGUUGUGGACGCCAUCAGGUCCAAGCGUCCUUACACCCGCUACAACCCCAUGGAGCCUCGCUGCUGGCUGCGCAUGCAGCUGAUGACACAUCUUCCUGCCGCCCUCUCAGACCUGCUCUACUUUUAAACCCUCUUUCACUUUCUAUCCUCACAUAUUUCACAUGAAUAAUCAUAAUAAUAAUAAUAAUAAUAAUAAUAAUGUAGAGCAUUCGUAUGCAUUCAAUGUUGACACUGCAGUGAUUUAACACUAAACACCACCAGAGGGCGCCAUUGGAUCAUGUUUGAUUUACUCUACUUGUACGUCGACAUUUUCAAAAAUAAAUCAAAAAAUGUUUGAAAAAAUAUGAUUACUGCAACCAAGGUGGUGAAUUGAUCCUUCGAUUAUUUUUCCAUCCAUACAAAUUUUAAAAAU